UUAUAACAACAUUAAAUAAUUAAAUCAAAUGAUAUAUAUACAUAUAUUUAUUAAUUUACUGUAAUUAAGACUGUUUCUAGUAUGAGAAAAUGGUCGUGAAGUGAAGCUUUUGCUAUUUUGGCGGGUUUAUCAGUUAACUAGAUUUGAAGGCUUCAGUUGCCCAGCCAAAUAUAGGGUAGAUUAGAGAGGAGCAAAAACAGGGGAGAUGUGAGGCCCGCAAGCUUCCUCUCUAUUAUUCUAGUCAAGCUUUAUGCAUACUGUGCCGUUUUUUUCUCCCACUUCCCCUUGACAUUUAGCUUAGGGAUCUCAUCAUCUUACACCAACACAAACAGAAAAGUUGGAAGAGCCACACAUGGAAGAAAACACUCCCCAAAUUCCACAAGAAAAAGAACCAUCCAAGACUGUCACUAUGGAAACACAGAAUGCCAAAGUUGAUGACGACAAGAGUGAUUCCAAGGAAGAAGAUGACCAAAAACCAAAGGAGAUUGCAGUGGUUGAGGAGAAAAAGUUGGCAGAUGAAGAAAAGAAUGAAGCAUCAUCAAGUGGACUUCAAAAGAGUUCUUCAUUCAUGGAAGAGAGCAACCUCCUCUCUGAUUUAAAAGAUCAUGAAAAGAAGGCAUUGUCUGAGCUGAGAUCCAAGAUUGAAGAAGCGAUCCUUAAGAAUGAACUUCUUCAAGAGAAGAAACAGCAAGAAAAGGAAGCAUCAUCAAGAAGAGAUAGAGAAGAUGCAGAUCAGAAAGAAAAAUCAACUGGAACAGAUAAGAAAGAAGAUGAUUCUGAAAAAAAGGAACAACCGAAGCAGGUAGAAGGGGAAGGAGAAGGGGGGACUACAUCAAAUCAAGAAAAAGAAGAAGAAACUCCUGCAACGAACACAGGAGAAAAAGAAAUAGCUGCAAAAGAAAGCAAAGAAGAUACAUCUGAUAAGCAAGCUGAAAAGGAGGAGAAGACUCGUGAAAAAGAAGGAGAAGAAGCAAAAGAAAACGCCAAGCAAGAAUCUUUCGCAGAUCAAACUGUAGACAAAGAUAUUUCACUUUGGGGAGUCCCAUUAUUGCCCAGCAAAGGAGAUAAUAGAACCGAUACAGUACUACUAAUGUUGUUAAGGGCUAGAGAGUUCAAGACCUCUGAUGCUUUUGAGAUGUUGAGGAGCAUCCUCAAAUGGAGAAAAGAAAACAAGAUCGAUUCUAUAUUGGAAGAAGAUAUUGAGGCUGAUCUCGGCUCCAUGGCUUACAUGGAAGGCAAUGAUCGAAAUGGACACCCAGUAUGUUUCAAUAUUUUUGCGGUGUUUGGCAAUGAUGAGCUACAUGGGAAAACAUUUGAAGAGAAACGCGAGAAAUUUAUGUGGGGAAGGAUUCAACUGAUGGAGAAGGGUAUUCGAAAGCUGGAUUUUAAGCCUGGUGGUGCGUCUGCAAUUCUCCAAAUUAAUGAUCUCAAGAAUACUCCUUUACCCACCAAGAAAGAGCUCCGGAACGCAACAAAGAAAGCAGUUGAACUUCUUCAGGACAAUUAUCCAGAAUUCGUUGCAAAAAAUAUCUUUAUCAAUGUUCCGUUCUGGUAUUACGCAUAUAGUGCUCUCUUCUCCCCUACUUUAUCUCCAAGAAGCAAGAGUAAAUUCGUUUAUGCUCGCUCAGCCAAGGUCACAGACACUCUGCUCAAGUACAUUGCUGCGUCCCAAAUUCCAGUCCAAUACGGUGGGCUUAAACGAGAGACUGAUUCUGAAUUCUCAGUUGACGAUGAUGCACAAGAGGCUAUUGUCAAGGCAGGAUCACAAGAAACUAUCGAGAUCCCUGCACCAGAGACAGAACAGACUUUAAUCUGGGACCUCACAGUGUCUGGUUGGGAAGUGAACUACAAGGAGGAAUUCGUCCCUACCGAUGAGGGUUCCUAUACCAUAAUUGUUCAGAAAGGAAGGAGGAUAACUUGGCAGGAUGGAACAAUUCGCAAUUCUUUCACGAAUAAAGAACCUGGAAAGCUUGUAAUUACAAUUGAAAAUGGAGCAUUCAAGAAGAAGCGGAUUCUGUAUCGAUACAAGACCAGGACUUUGUCAUCCUCUUGAGGAACCUAGUAAAAUUAAGAGCUUAUUUUUUCUUUAGUGUUCAUUUGGAGUUGAUAAGUUACGUGAGAGUAUUAUUGAGGCAAGUAGCAAAUUUUCCAGUUUGAAUUUAGGCAAAUAAUAGAAACAGAGAUGGGGUAUGUUUUGUGGUCAGUACUCUUUUACCAGGAUAGGGAAAGUUUAUUUCAGUAUUUCUUCUUUUCAACAAAUAUUUUGUUUUGCUUCAUGGCAUACUUUAUCAAUGACAGGGAAAAUUGGACAA
Messenger RNA from Manihot esculenta (cassava), 2312 nucleotides. Its product is annotated as patellin-4. The coding region runs from base 353 to 2053 and encodes 566 amino acids. The transcript has 4 exons. NCBI's taxonomy places the organism in Eukaryota, Viridiplantae, Streptophyta, Magnoliopsida, Malpighiales, Euphorbiaceae. Gene Ontology annotation, molecular function: lipid binding. The record is from RefSeq and is a predicted model, not a curated record.